Harpegnathos saltator (Jerdon's jumping ant) is the source of this 3127-nucleotide messenger RNA. Its product is annotated as periodic tryptophan protein 2 homolog. Gene Ontology annotation, cellular component: small-subunit processome; Pwp2p-containing subcomplex of 90S preribosome. NCBI's taxonomy places the organism in Eukaryota, Metazoa, Arthropoda, Insecta, Hymenoptera, Formicidae. Gene Ontology annotation, molecular function: protein binding. The record is from RefSeq and is a predicted model, not a curated record. Gene Ontology annotation, biological process: maturation of SSU-rRNA from tricistronic rRNA transcript (SSU-rRNA, 5.8S rRNA, LSU-rRNA); ribosomal small subunit assembly. The transcript has 16 exons. Bases 118 to 3060 code for a protein of 980 amino acids.
AAGUCGGGCGACCCUGAGCGCCAUUCAAUCAAUAAACUACCUUCGAGAGUUGAGAUGAAAACGUGUUUUGUAUAAAGUGAUAUUACAAAAAAAAAGUUACACCUUCUUAGAAAAAAGAUGAAAUUCUCCUAUAAGUUUAGUAAUUUACUUGGCACAGUUUAUCGAAAAGGGGAUUUACUCUUUUCUCCAGAUGGUUCAUCAGUCAUUAGCCCUGUGGGCAAUAGAAUCACAAUUUAUGACUUGAAGAAUAAUAAAUCCACAACACUUCCUGUGGAAAGUAGAUUUAAUUAUGUUACCAUUGAUAUAUCACCAAAUGGUGGCAUGUUGGUUGCAGUUAAUGCGGAUGGUGAAAUUCAUGUAAUAAGCAUGAUAAGCAAGGUUAUUUUACAUAAAUACAGGCUCAAAGGACAUCCGAAACGUGUAAAAUUUUCUCGAGAUGGGAAACAUUUUGCAGUUUGCAAAGGAGGUGGUGUUUUUGUCUUUAAUGCACCUCGCUUACAAUGUGGAGACUAUAAUCCAUUUGUUAUGACACGUGCGUUCCAUGAGUCUACUGCAGAAACAACAUGCCUCAAUUGGUCUUUUGACUCAAAACUAUUAGCAGUUGGUUCCAAAGAUACUACUGUAAAAAUCUAUAGUUUACAAAAAUGGGCAAAUUUUAGAGUAACUACAUUGGGUUGUCAUUCAGAUGUAAUUGUAGGGUGCUUCUUUGAGAGUAAAAAUUAUGACAUCUAUACUAUCAGCAAAAAUGGCCGGAUUUGUAUCUGGCAAUGCACAAUUGAUCCAGAUGAUUUAGUUGAGUGGAAACCACCUGUGAAAAAAAGAAAGCCUAUCGAUAGUGACAGUGAAGAUGAUAUUGAUACAAGAAAAGCUAUAGAAAAGCCAAAGGCCCAUAUUUUAAAAAAUAAUUUUACAGAAUCAGAGAAUCUGCCACAAGAUAACGCUGUAGAAGAGGUAAAUGCUAUAGAAGAAGAUAUUGUAGAAGAAAAUAAUAUUGAAAUUAAAAGAUUAGGUUACAAGAAAUUAGCACGCCAUUACUUAGCAGAUGAACCUCGAAAGCAUUAUAAGGAUGCAAAGCUUACUGCAGCAACUUAUCAUUGUGACACUCAUAUGUUGGUUGUUGGAUUCAAUAAUGGCUCGUUUUAUUUAUAUGAAAUGCCCGAUGUCAACAUGAUUCAUUCAUUAAGUAUUUCUCGACAGCGUAUUUCAUCAGUCGCUUUAAAUUCUACCGGUGACUGGAUAGCUGUAGGAUGCUCUCACGCUGGUCAGUUAUUAGUUUGGGAAUGGCAAAGCGAGACGUAUGCUAUGAAGCAGCAAGGACAUCGAACUGACAUAAAUUGUCUAGCAUACAGUCCGGAUGGCCAAUACAUCGUCACCGGUGGCGACGAUGGGAAGAUGAAAUUGUGGAAUACAAUGACUGGAUUUUGCACGCUCACGUUUCACGAACACACCUCGUCAGUAUCAAGCGUUCUCUUCAGCCAUAAUCGUAAAUUCAUCGCAUCUGCUUCGCUGGAUGGAACCGUUCGCGCAUACGAUCUAGUGAGGUACAGAAAUUUUCGUACUCUCACCUCGCCACGGCCGGUGCAAUUUUCCUGCAUGGCGAUCGAUGCGAGCGACGAGUUUCUCGCGGCAGGCGGUCAAGAUUUCUUCGAAAUAUUCUUGUGGAGCAUGAAACUUGGGACUCUCUUAGAGGUAUUAGGCGGUCAUGAAGGACCCGUAGCGAGUCUGGCCUUCAAUCCCAAUGUCACUAGCACAGAAUUGGCAUCUGUAUCCUGGGAUAAAACACUGAAAAUAUGGAAUGCUAUUGAGAAUGGCUCCGCACAUGAAACGAUACAGUUAACUGCUGAUGCAUUGUACGUAACUUACAAACCGAACGGGGAAGAAGUUGCGGUUGCCACGUUGGACGGACAAAUUUCGUUUUUCAAUUGUAAAACUGCGACACAAAGAGCUUAUAUCGAGGGCAGGAAUGAUUUAGGCGCUGGUAGAACCAAAACUGAUCUCAUCACGGCAAAAAAGAAUUUACAGGGAAAAGCUUUCACUAGCUUAUGUUACUCAGCUGAUGGUAUAUGCAUAUUAGCCGGUGGCCGUUCGAAAAAUGUAUGCAUUUAUAAUACUGAAGUAUGUACGUUGUUGAAGAAAUUUGAGAUCACUCAGAACAGAUCGCUGGAUGGGGUGGAUGAAGUUAUAAACAGAAGAUACAUGUCUGAAUUUGGAAACAAGGCUUUAAUUGAAUAUCGCGAGGGUGGGAAUAUAUCAUUACGUUUGCCAGGUGUCAAAACUGGUGAUAUGGCAAGCAGAAGGGUUAAACCAGAAGUGAGAGUACUCAGUUUACAAUUUUCUCCUACAGGACAAGCGUGGGCUGCAGCGACAACAGAAGGUUUAUUGAUAUAUUCGUUGGAUGUCGGAUUGAUGUUCGAUCCUUUUCAGUUGGAACUUGGAAUUACACCAGACACAGCAAGAGAAAUGCUUGAGAAGCAAGAGUAUGCGAAAGCACUGAUGAUGGCGUUGAAAUUAAACGAGAAGUUACUGACGCAACAAAUUUUGGAGACUAUUCCAUACAAAGAUAUUGGAUUGACGACGACGAGUAUGCCAGAUAUUUACAUAGAGAAGCUAUUGAAAUUUAUAGCGUCCGAAUUGGAACCCACCAGACAUAUACAUUUUUAUCUGCUCUGGAUAGAAACAAUCCUGACGAAACGUGGGUCGCAGAUUAAUGCUGCACUUCAAAUGCCAGUGUUGUUGAUGUUGCAGAAAAAUAUGCAGAAGAAAUACGACGACUUGAGUAAAAUAUGCGAUUUUAACCAAUAUACGUUAAAUUACAUACUGAACGUGGGAGAACUGAAAUUGACGGACAAGUUAUCCAAACAUGCAUCAGAUAAAAAUGAGUUGAAUGAUGAUGACGAUUCGGUUAAUCAUGUAACUGAACCGUGGCAAGAUUCUUCUACAGAUGUAGAAAAUUCGAGCGAAGAAGAAGAAGAAAAGGAAGUGACCGCAAAAUUUGGAGGGUAUACCGAUUACAGAAUAACACGUACGGAAUGUGCUAAUGUUGCAACGGUUUCUAAAUAGGACUUGUCUCGUUCAUUAUGGCGCCUUCUUCAGCAACACUAUCGGCCAAUAUGUAACGACGAAAAGC